AGCAGCAGGACCAGAGUGAUACAGCUGAGCUGCCACGGCCAUGGGGCCCACUCUCCUGGUCUUCUCCUUCCUGUGCACCACGGCCUUGACUGCUGACACCUGUCCAGACGUGACGGUGAUGGGGCUGCAGGGCUCUGACAAGCUUGCCAUCCUCCGAGGCUGCCCGGGGCUGCCUGGAGCCCCAGGGCCCAAGGGGGAGGCUGGCACCCACGGAGAGAGAGGAGAUCAAGGACAGAAGGGGAUGCGAGGAGAGAAAGGUGAGCCAUCCGUGGUCCCCAGUGCCUGUGUUGGGGGGAGGGUGGAAGAGCCCCGACUCACCUUGUCCUCAGAGUCUGUGGGGUCUGCCAGCUGCCACCCCAAGUGA
Messenger RNA from Otolemur garnettii (small-eared galago), 364 nucleotides. RefSeq names its product ficolin-1-like. The record is from RefSeq and is a predicted model, not a curated record. The transcript is spliced from 4 exons. Bases 41 to 364 code for a protein of 107 amino acids. NCBI's taxonomy places the organism in Eukaryota, Metazoa, Chordata, Mammalia, Primates, Galagidae.